Thamnophis sirtalis is the source of this 2029-nucleotide messenger RNA. It is a transcript of the gene OPRM1, whose product is annotated as opioid receptor mu 1. NCBI's taxonomy places the organism in Eukaryota, Metazoa, Chordata, Lepidosauria, Squamata, Natricidae. Gene Ontology annotation, cellular component: neuron projection; plasma membrane. The record is from RefSeq and is a predicted model, not a curated record. Gene Ontology annotation, biological process: G protein-coupled opioid receptor signaling pathway; sensory perception of pain; neuropeptide signaling pathway. Gene Ontology annotation, molecular function: G-protein alpha-subunit binding; morphine receptor activity; beta-endorphin receptor activity.
CCAGUGGGUUUAUUCCUGCAAAGACUUUCUUUCUGCACUUCUUUCUCUUUCUCCGUUCUCCCCUCCCUCGACCUCCUUCUCCCUCGGCGCUCGAUGGGGGGGAAUGCGGUGGAAACCGCAGAAGGAGGCAACGUUUCCCCAGGGCUUCAGCUUCAAAGUGCGACGGGUCCUUCGCUUCUCUCUCAGCCGCGUCAGGCAACUGCAGGGACCUCGUCCUCCUUCGGAAACUGAUUAAAGAGAGCGUUGGAUGGGACUCCUGCCUUGGGUGGCUUCCUCGCCCAGGAGCGCGGCUUCGCACCUAACUAGGUGGUCAGCACCAGGGACAGAUCCCGGCGCCCAUUCUUCCCGUGCCUCCAUCCUGUGUUCUGACUCUUGGCGCUUGCUAGCCAGACUCCAGGCGAUUAAGGUCGACCACGAUUAUGGAAGCGGAGAGUUGGAAUGAGAGCGAGCCCAACAGCACCCAGCUUAUUUGCGAUGGACCCAAUGGGACCCUUGGGGAACGAGGAGGCAGUUUAUGUUCUGGGGUCAGCCCUUCCAUGAUAACAGCCAUAGUGAUCAUGGCCCUCUAUUCCGUCGUAUGUGUAGUGGGGCUCUUUGGGAACUUCUUGGUCAUGUAUGUCAUCAUCAGAUAUACCAAAAUGAAGACUGCCACCAACAUUUAUAUUUUCAACCUUGCCUUGGCUGAUGCCUUAGCAACAAGUACGCUGCCAUUUCAGAGUGUGAAUUAUCUUCUGGGAACAUGGCCAUUUGGUACCACUAUUUGUAAGAUUGUAAUAUCCAUAGAUUAUUAUAACAUGUUCACAAGUAUUUUCACCCUCUGCACCAUGAGUGUGGAUCGCUACAUUGCAGUUUGCCACCCGGUCAAGGCUUUGGAUUUACGCACCCCUCGAAAUGCCAAGAUUGUCAAUGUCUGUAACUGGAUUAUUUCUUCAGCAAUUGGUAUACCAGUGAUGGUGAUGGCAACAACCAAAGAGAGCAAUGGAUCCAUUGAUUGUACACUUAAGUUCUCGCAUCCAGCCUGGUAUUGGGAGAACCUACUGAAAAUCUGUGUUUUCAUCUUUGCCUUCAUCAUGCCCAUCUUAAUCAUAACGGUCUGCUAUGGAUUGAUGAUUUUACGUCUGAAGAGCGUCCGAAUGCUCUCCGGCUCCAAGGAAAAGGACAGAAAUCUUCGGAGGAUCACCAGGAUGGUCCUUGUGGUUGUGGCUGUUUUCAUUGUCUGCUGGACUCCAAUCCAUAUUUACGUCAUCAUCAAAGCCUUAAUCCACAUUCCAGAAACUACUUUCCAAACCAUCUCCUGGCACUUCUGCAUUGCAUUAGGCUACACAAAUAGUUGUCUCAAUCCCAUCCUUUAUGCCUUCCUAGAUGAAAACUUCAAAAGAUGCUUCAGAGAAUUCUGUAUCCCAACCACUUCAACCAUCGAACAGCAAAACUCCACCCGCAUCCGCCAGCACACCCGUGAUCAUGCCUCCAGCGCCCAUACAAUGGAUAGGACUAACCAGCAAGUAUGACUAGAAGUGGAGAUGUCAACCUUGGAAACAAGAAUUCCUCCUGGAGAUGACAUGAAUUCUGAAGUCACGGUCUUGACUGAAUUGUAGCUUCUGGAAGUUUUAUAAAAUUCUUCCAAUUUAUGUUCCCUGGCUGAGGUGAUACACAAAGAUGGAAAGACUUAUCCAGAUGCACUAGGGAGGUUGUACCAGUCCGACUAUGAUGAUGGGGAGCUAGAGAACCCCUCAAGUUGCUUCUUGCAUGGCCAGACUGAGUCUGGAUAUCAUUGUGUUAUAUAUAUUCAAUAUGCUGAAAACAGAAGAGAUGCUUCAAUUGUCUUUGCUUACUGAAUGCUUGCUACUUUAGCAUUCUAGAACUUUGUAUAUUUAGAAAUUUCUUAUACCAAAUCAGAGCAUUGGGCUAUGUGACCUAUAUGAACUAGUUGCUGCCUCAUAACCAGUUCUCCAAUAUUUAGUAGUCCUGCAAUUACAGGUAGUCCUCAACUUACAAUAGUUCAUUUAGUCACCGAAAAAAGUGACUUAUG